Molecule: messenger RNA, 3609 nt
Organism: Marmota flaviventris (yellow-bellied marmot)
Lineage: Eukaryota; Metazoa; Chordata; Mammalia; Rodentia; Sciuridae
Gene: Dhx37
Product: DEAH-box helicase 37
Biological process (GO): maturation of SSU-rRNA from tricistronic rRNA transcript (SSU-rRNA, 5.8S rRNA, LSU-rRNA)
Cellular component (GO): nucleolus; intracellular anatomical structure
Molecular function (GO): RNA binding; helicase activity; ATP binding
Source: RefSeq, a predicted model, not a curated record
AGGGGGUCGCGCCGCUGGUCCGGUGGGAGAGAGGCGCCAUGGGCAAGCUGCGCCGGCGGUACAACCUCAAGGGGCGCCUGCAGGCGGGCCCCGACCCCUCGAAGGGGCCGCCUGCCCCGCCCGCGGUUCGGCUGGAGCUGGAGGACAAGGACACACUGAAAGGAGUGGACGCCAGCAAUGCCCUUGUGCUGCCCGGGAGAAAGAAGAAGAAGACCAAGGCCCCUCCCUUGUCCAGGAAGGAGAAGAAGCCUUUGACCAAGAAGGAGAGGAAAGUGCUGCAGAAAAUCUUGGAGCAGAAGGAGAAGAAGAGCCAGCGAGCGGAGAUGCUGCAGAAGCUGAGUGAGGUCCAGGUGUCGGAGGCCGAGAUGAAACUCUUGUACACCACGUCUAAGCUGGGCACUGGCCACCGCAUGUACCACAGCAAAGAGAAGCCUGACGAAACGGCAGUGCAGGGCCACCAGAAGAUCAGCAGCCUCGUGGGGGCUCACCGGAAGCGCCCCCACUGGCCAGCAGAGGAGGAGGCUGAGUCCUCGGGGGAUUCUGAGCCUGAGGAGACGGCUGCUGAGGCCACCACAGCACAGCUUCCGCUGGCCCCAACUGGGGGUAGGCAGGAGAGCCCUGCGCCCCACGGGCAGCCCUCUGCAGCUACAGCACCUUCCCCCUCAAAGGGAGCAACCUCCAAUCUGCCGAGGCCCCUGGCGAAGCCCGCAGUGUUCGUCCCCGUGAACCGCGUGCCCGAGAUGCAGGAAGAGCGGCUCAAGCUCCCGAUCCUCGCAGAGGAGCAGGUGAUCAUGGAGGCAGUGGCUGACAACCCUAUCGUCAUCGUGUGUGGCGAGACGGGGAGUGGGAAGACCACACAGGUGCCCCAGUUUCUCUACGAAGCAGGCUACAGCAGCGAUGACAGCAUCAUUGGUGUCACAGAGCCCCGCCGAGUGGCUGCCGUGGCCAUGUCCCAGCGAGUGGCCAAGGAGAUGAAUCUGUCACAGAGGGUCGUCUCCUACCAGAUCCGUUACGAAGGAAACGUGACCAGUGAGACCAGGAUCAAGUUCAUGACAGAUGGCGUGUUGCUCAAAGAAAUCCAGAAGGACUUCCUGCUGCUCAAGUACAGGGUGGUGAUCGUGGACGAAGCCCAUGAGCGCAGCGUGUACACGGACAUCCUCCUCGGCCUCCUGUCCCGCAUCGUGGCCCUCCGGGCAAAGAGGCACCUGCCCCUGAAGCUGAUCAUCAUGUCGGCCACGCUGCGGGUGGAGGACUUCACCCAGAACCAGCGGCUCUUCCCCCAGCCGCCUCCGGUCAUCAAGGUGGAGUCCAGGCAGUUCCCUGUGACCGUGCACUUCAACAAGCACACGCCACUGCAGGACUACAGCGGUGAGUGCUUCCGGAAGGUCUGCAAGAUCCACCGGAUGCUGCCUGCAGGUGGCAUCCUGGUGUUCCUUACGGGGCAGGCGGAGGUGCACGCGCUGUGCCGCAGGCUCAGGAAGGCCUUCCCAGCCUCCAAGUCCCGGGCACCAGAGAAGGAAGACAAGAAGGACUCGGUGGAGGAAAUGCGGAAGUUCAAGAAGUCCCGGGCCAGGGCAAAGAAGGCUCAGGCUGUGAUGCUGCCCCAGAUCAAUCUGGAUAACUACUCGGUGCUGCCAAUGGGCGAAGGCGACGAGGACAGGGAGGCGGAGAUGGACGAUGAGGAGGAGGCCCUGGGCUCCGACCUUGAUUUGGACCUGGGGGACGACGGGGACGACGGAGGUGAGCAGCCGGACGCCUCCCUGCCCCUCCACGUGCUCCCACUCUACUCCCUGCUGGCCCCCGAGAAGCAAGCGCAGGUCUUCAGACCUCCCCCAGAGGGGACAAGGCUGUGUGUUGUGGCCACCAACGUGGCCGAGACGUCCCUCACCAUCCCAGGCAUCAAGUAUGUGGUGGACUGUGGGAAGGUCAAGAAGCGCUUCUAUGACCGCGUCACGGGUGUAUCCUCCUUCCGUGUUACCUGGGUCUCCCAGGCAUCAGCUGAUCAGCGAGCAGGCCGCGCAGGCCGGACAGAACCAGGCCACUGCUACAGGCUGUACUCCUCUGCGGUCUUCGGUGACUUCGAGCAGUUCCCUCCUCCUGAGAUCACCCGCAGGCCCGUGGAGGACUUGAUUCUGCAGAUGAAAGCUCUCAACAUUGAGAAGGUCAUCAACUUCCCCUUCCCAACGCCUCCCUCCACGGAGGCCCUCGUGGCUGCUGAGGAGCUGCUGAUCGCACUGGGGGCCCUGCAGGCUCCCAGGCAGGCAGGAAGGUUGAAGCAGCUGCAGAGGUCCCGGCUGAGCUGCCCCAUCACGGUGCUGGGCAGGACCAUGGCCACCUUCCCUGUGGCACCCCGUUAUGCUAAGAUGCUGGCGCUGAGCCGGCAGCAUGGCUGUUUGCCCUAUGCCAUCGCCAUCGUGGCCGCCAUGACUGUGCGGGAGCUGUUCGAGGAGCUGGACAGGCCAGCAGCCAGCGAGGACGAACUCGCCAUGCUGAAGGCCCAGCGGUCACGGGUGGCCCAGGUGAAGAGGGCCUGGGCGGGGCAGGGAGCCUCCCUGAAGCUCGGUGACCUCAUGGUGCUGCUGGGUGCCGUGGGAGCCUGCGAGUACGCCGGCUGCUCGCCCCAGUUCUGUGAGGCCAACGGGCUGCGGUACAAGGCCAUGCUGGAGAUCCGGCGCCUGCGGGGCCAGCUGACCACUGCAGUCAAUGCCGUGUGCCCUGAGGCUGGGCUCUUCGUGGAUCCAAAGAUGCAGCCACCCACCGAGAGCCAGGUGACCUACCUGCGACAGAUGGUGACGGCCGGCCUGGGCGACCACCUGGCCCGCAGGGUGCAGAGCGAGGAGCUGCUGGAUGAGAAGUGGAGGAACGCCUACAAGACCCCUCUCCUGGAUGACCCCGUCUUCAUCCACCCCAGCUCCGUCCUUUUCAGAGAGCUCCCAGAGUUCGUGGUCUACCAGGAAAUCGUGGAGACCACCAAGAUGUACAUGAAAGGUGUCUGCACCGUGGAGGUCCAGUGGAUUCCAGCCCUGCUGCCCUCCUACUGCCAAUUUGACAAGCCCCUGGAGGAGCCAGCCCCCACCUACUGCCCCGAGCAGGGGCGGGUGCUUUGUCACCGGACCAGCGUGUUCUAUCGCGUCAACUGGCCACUCCCUGCCGUCCAGGUGGACUAUCCAGAGGGCCUCGACCGCUACAAGCACUUCGCGCGGUUUCUGCUGGAAGGGCAGGUCUUCUGCAAGCUGGCUUCCUACCAGGGCUGCCUGCUGUCUAGCCCGAGCACCAUGCUGAAGACCUGGGCCAGGCUGCAGCCCCGCACGGAGAGUCUGCUGAGGGCCCUGGUUGCCGAGAAGGCCGACUGCAGGGACACCCUGCUUGCCGCCUGGAAGAAAGACCCCAAAUACCUACUGGCUGAGUACUGUGAGUGGCUCCCGCAAGCCAUGCACGCCAGCGUCGAGAAGGCCUGGCCCCCCACCUCUGACCGCUGACUGGACACUUGGCUGCAGGACUGGACUGGAGACUGAAGGGGGACUGAAGGGGCUGGCAGCACCCAGCCCCCUGGCCUGCUUCCUUUUUCAUAACUAUUUAUUAUAAGGUGGACAAUUGUUGGACCUCCCA